UGCUCUUCUGCUUCCUGUAAUUCAUAGAAUCCUUUCAACGAUUCACCCAAUUCAAACCUUACAAUCAAUGGAUCAACUAAAACCUAAACCUGUAAACUCUUCUCCUCUCACCCCAAUAGGAUUUCUUGAAAGAGCAGCAACUGUCUAUGGCGAUUGCCCUUCCCUUGUCUUCAACAACACCACCUACACUUGGUCACAGACCCAUCGUCGAUGCCUCCAACUCGCAUCAUCACUCUCAUCUAACGGUAUCAAGACUGGCCACGUCGUCUCUGUUGUGGCACCAAACAUUCCAGCCAUGUACGAACUCCACUUUGCUGUCCCCAUGUCUGGUGCCAUCCUCAACAACAUCAACACAAGGCUCGAUGCCCGCACCGUAUCAUUGCUCCUGCAACAUAGCGAAUCUAAACUCGUCUUUGUUGAUCAGCACCUGAGCUCUCUUAUCCUUAAAGCUCUCUCUUUGUUCCCACCUAAUAUCGAAACCCCGAGGCUCGUCCUCAUCACCGAUGAUGAUGAUGAUGACACGUCAUCAUUACCAACCGCUGAAUUCAUCGACACUUACGAAAACAUGGUAAAAGAGGGUAAUCCUGACUUCAGGUGGGUCCGUCCCAAGAGUGAAUGGGACCCAGUAGUUUUAAACUACACAUCUGGCACAACCUCGGCUCCUAAGGGAGCGGUGCACUGCCACAGGGGACUCUUCAUCGUCGUCGUUACUUCACUAAUCGAUUGGGCGGUUCCGAAUCAGCCGGUUUUCUUGUGGACCUUACCUAUGUUUCAUGCAAACGGUUGGUGCUUCCCUUGGGGCAUGGCUGCCGUCGGUGCAACGAAUGUUUACCUCCGAAAAUUAGACGUGUCCACCAUCUACGGCUUGAUUAAACAACACGGUGUGACCCACAUGUGUGGUGCACCUGUGGUUCUCAACAUGCUAUCAAAUCCAUCAGAGGCUGAACCUCUUCAACAUCCGGUCCACAUUCUAACUGGAGGUGCUCCGCCGCCAGCACCGGUGCUGUCUCGAAUCGAGUCACUCGGUUUCAUCGUGACCCAUGCUUACGGGUUGACUGAGGGAGCCGGUGUCGUUUUGUCAUGUGCAUGGAAACAACAAUGGAACAAAUUACCUACAAAUGAGAGGUCAAAGUUAAAGGCAAGACAAGGAGUUGGGACAAUCGGAUUGAGUCAACUGGAUGUGGUGGAUCUGAAUUCAGGAGAAAGUGUGAAACGAGAUGGGUUGACUCGCGGGGAGAUAGUUUUGCGAGGAGGAUCCAUCAUGUUAGGUUAUCUCAAAGACACGAAAAGUACAUCCAAAUGUUUAAAAGAUGAUGGUUGGUUUUACUCUGGAGAUGUGGCGGUGAUGCAUCCUGAUGGUUAUGUAGAGAUCAAAGAUCGAUCAAAGGAUGUGAUUAUAAGUGGUGGAGAGAAGAUAAGCAGCACUGAGGUCGAGUCGACUUUGUAUUCUCAUCCUAUGAUUAAUGAAGCCGCUGUGGUGGCUCAACCACACUCGCUUUGGCAGGAGACUCCAUGUGCGUUUGUGUGUUUGAAGAGUGAGUUGACUCAGAAACCUACGGAGAAAGAGAUAAUAGAGUUUUGUAGGGCUCGGUUGCCGCAUUACUCGGUACCCAAGACUGUAAUUUUUAAGGAUGAGCUACCAAAAACCGCAACUGGGAAGAUUCAGAAAUUUGUUCUAAGGGAAAUUGCAAAGUCGAUGUUGUAUUCACGUAUGUAGGAAGUAAAGCUCUAGCACUAAUACAAUAAAUUGCUUUCUCACUUCAUUCUGAACCACUGGUAU
Messenger RNA from Pistacia vera, 1780 nucleotides. RefSeq names its product probable acyl-activating enzyme 5, peroxisomal. Bases 68 to 1717 code for a protein of 549 amino acids. The record is from RefSeq and is a predicted model, not a curated record. Lineage: Eukaryota; Viridiplantae; Streptophyta; Magnoliopsida; Sapindales; Anacardiaceae. The transcript has a single exon.